This is a messenger RNA of Cladophialophora immunda, 1755 nucleotides long. RefSeq lists its product as uncharacterized. The coding region runs from base 1 to 1755 and encodes 584 amino acids. NCBI's taxonomy places the organism in Eukaryota, Fungi, Ascomycota, Eurotiomycetes, Chaetothyriales, Herpotrichiellaceae. The transcript has 4 exons. The record is from RefSeq and is a predicted model, not a curated record.
AUGACUACAUCGUGGCCGAGCUUUGUUUUUGUCAUUCUGUCCCAUGCUACACUACUCCUGGCUCAGCUUCAAUGCCCUCCCUUGGGACCGAUCUUGCCACCGCCGACAAACCUGACGCAGAAUUCGCAGCUACAACAAGUCAUUGCGGCAGUCAAUGCUCAACUACAAAAUUUCAGCUCCUCGCUGAAUGCAACGGCGCUCUCGGUGGGCGUGAGGUCCAUCCACGAGACGGCCCCUCUGUUGAGCUUCCACUAUACACCUUCGACAUUCAACAAGACCGGCACGCACAAAGUCGACGGCGACACCGUCUAUUCCAUCGGCAGUGCCACCAAGCUCUUCACGGCCCUCUCGAUCCUUCAGCUUCAGGGGAAAGUCGACCUGGCCGCCCCGAUCACGAAAUAUGUUCCCAAGCUCGCGCAACUGUCCAAGACCCGCGACCCUCUGCUGGCCGUUGAUUGGGAAACGGUCACUGUGGAUGCUCUCGCGAGCCACCUGGGCGGUAUCGGCGCAGAUCUCACGAACAACGUUAUCCCAUAUGUGUCUGGCAUUACCGAAGAGACUGGGUUGCCCCCACUGACCCGGUCCCAAGACUCACUUUCUUGUGGCGGCGCUCCUGGUACUCCGGGGUGCACCUGGGACGAUUUCUUCAACAACUUCGGUCGACGGCCUCCUGUCUACGCACCGUUCACGACUCCGGUGUACUCCAACAUCGGGUACGCGCUUCUCGGUCGGGUGAUCGAGAAUGUCAGCGGCAAGACCUACGCGGCGCACCUUGAAGACGCCAUCUUCGCGCCGGCCAACUUGAAACGCACGUUCCUCGGCGCUCCCUCGAAUAGCUCUAUCGGGUUCAUUCCCGCUGAGACCAACUGGUGGGGUACGCCUCUGGGCUACGAGAAUAGCUCGGGUGGAGUGUACUCGACCAACAACGACCUCCUAUCCUUCGGGGCCGCGAUCCUGUCGUCGAAGCUGCUCGCGCCGGCAAAGACUCGCGCGUGGAUGAAGCCCAAGACCUUCACCUCCUCGUCGGGCGUGUACGUCGGCGCGCCGUGGGAAAUCGCCCGCGGCGCCAACCUCACGUCGGACGGACGUGUCAUCGACUUCUACACCAAGACCGGCAACCUGGGCGACUACACGGCGAUCCUGGCGCUGGUCCCGGACUACGACCUGGUCGUGGCCAUCAACCUCGCCGGCCCGGACAGCUCGAUCGCGGCGAUCCAGGUGGUCUUCUCGACGCUGGUGCAGGCGCUCCUGCCCGGCGUCGCGCAGGUCGGGACGAGCGAGGCCGCGCACAAAUACGCCGGCACGUACACCUCGCCGUCGGGGGCCGGGACCGGGGCCGCGUCCAACGCCUCGAGCGCCAUCACCCUCGCCGUCGACGACUACGGGCUCGUGGUCUCGGCCUUUUCGGCCCGCGGUGUCGACGUGCGCGGCGCGAGCACGGGCUACGCCGCCCUCGCUGGCGGCGUGGACGCCAACACCACGAUCCGCCUGUACCCGACGGACCUCGCGUCGGGGAACCGGACGGCGUGGCGCGCGGUGUACCAGACGAGCUCGGCGGCGGAGCUGGCCGCGUUCGACGCGCAGCUCUUCUUCCCCCAGGGGAGCUGCCAGUCGUGGACGGGGGUCGAUCUGCAGACCUACGGCUUCGAGGCGCUGGAUUACUUUGUCUUCACGACGGCGGAGGAGGAGGACGGGGCGGUCGUCCAGGUCGAGCCCAAGGCGUGGCAGCUUGUGAUGGAGAGGACGGCCUCUUAG